This is a messenger RNA of Callorhinchus milii (elephant shark), 2890 nucleotides long. Its product is annotated as ITPRIP like 2. Lineage: Eukaryota; Metazoa; Chordata; Chondrichthyes; Chimaeriformes; Callorhinchidae. The record is from RefSeq and is a predicted model, not a curated record.
UGGGUGUGGGGGGGGGGGGAGCUUUGAUUUGAUUUGAUUUGAUUUUCAUUGCCGCACACGUGGAUGGAUGUCGGCUUCUUUUCCUUUUUGCCAAACAGCGAUGGGUUGAUUUCGUCGCGACAGCAACCAACAAAAGAAAAGGACGAGAGACAACGAUGUCGGUUUAUCCCCCGAGCGUGAGGGUGUGCUGGCUGCUGGCCACUUGCUGUGGCACAGCUCUGCUGUGUUUGCAUCGAGCCCUGAAGAGCCAGGCUGGUCAAGUGGAAGGAACCCUGGACAUUGACCUGGACGGGCAGGGGCAGGGUCAGGGUCAGAGUCACAGCCACAGCCAAGCCAGUGCCUUGCCUCUCUUCAGCCUGUCGGCCGCUUUCUUGGUCUGUUACUCUUUCAUCAAGUGCCGCACCUCCAUCACCACCUCCUCCUCCUCCUCCAUCACCGCCAGACUCCAGGCGAGUCCGACGGGGAAGCCACGAGCCCAGGUACCGGCUGGCGACUGCCCGUGCCCUGACCUCGGCCCGGACGGGAGGAGGAGCGCCUUGGAGACUUACUACGACCAGCAGAUGAAAGUGUCUCCUCACGUCCUGGGGCACAGCAAGGCUCACGUCACCCAGAUCGUCGGCCAGCUGGUCAGGGUGGGCAAACGCGAAGCCCAGGAGGACUCGACUCUGACCUUCCGGGACUUCGUGCAGAUCGGCAGCGCUUACGAGCAGCACAAAAUCCACAGCCCCCACAACGGCUUCGACCUGCUCGUCCCCAUCAGAGUGCCCCAGGUCUGGUGCCCUCAACCCGCGUUUGAGUUGGAGUCCAACGUGGGGGACACACAAGAGCUCCCCCAGCACUUGUGUGGAGCCGCUGUUUGUCAGCUCAAGCCCUUUCUUCUUCCUUCUUCUCCUCCUCCUUCUUCUUCUUCUCCUCCUUCCCCCUCUUCUCCCCCCGGCGGCUUCAAGAAGCCUGAGGGUUGGGGCAAGCGUUGCAAAAGUUUCAGCCACACUUUCUGUGCCCCUCGGCCUGACAAGGCGCUCUGCCUGGCCCUCUCCUCCUCCCUGGUGCUCAAGUGGUUCCACGCCAAGAUGCAAAGGUGCCUGAGCGUCAUCAGGUAUCGCUGUCAGGAACGAUGCUCCAUGACACUGUCUGUGGAGGACGACAGCCUCACCCUCAAACUCCUGCCCAAGUCCGACUACGUUUGCUGUCACAUCGCCAUGUCCGUCCGGCUGAUCCCGGCUGUGCACGUGGGCGAUUCGGUCUUCCUGGUGGCUCAGCCCUGGACCAGGACCCGGAGCCCAGAGCCACCCGGGUCCACUCCCGCCCAUGCAAAGCCAGAAGCUCUCUGGCGCGUCUAUUUGCCCAAACACGAGCAGAAGCUCCUGAACUGGCUCAAAGAGCAAACUCCCGCCAACUCGUGCCACCUGAAGUGCCUCCAGGUCCUGAAAGCACUGCGGGACGUGGGCUGCAAGGACCUGGGGAAGAAAGUCUCCGCCAAGUGGAGCACGGUGCUCUCCUCUCACAACCUGAAAACGGCUAUGUUCUAUUUGGUGCUGAAGGGCCCGUUGGAGGCUUGGGACGAGAGGUUCCUGAUGGAAAGGUUAGAGGACAUGGUCAGGUUCUGGAGGGAACGUUUGAGGCAGCAGCGACUGAUGCACUUUUUCCUGGGGAAUAAAAAGGUGCCGGAUUUUUUGACAGUGCCCAGGCAGAUCAAGGAAGCCUUGCCAGUCAACUUGUUGGCUGGAUUCGAUGCUGCUCUGCUGGAUCUGGUUUCGGUUCAACUUUUGGAGACGUGGAACUGUUCACAUUUAAAGAUGAAGUUAACUCAUCAUAAACACUUGCCAAGGAAUCACUAAUAACAACGACGAAAAAAAGCCUCAAUCGGAUCGUUGUGCUCAUGCUGAUAUAACACAUUUUGUCUCUUCUGCUGCUCCUAAUUUACUGCUUGUCAGUUUCGAUGGUACAACUGGAUUAUAAUCGGCCCAUUAACCACUUCUGGGCCAGUCCAGACAAUUCUUGAAAGCGUAUCCUACUGUACUGCUCUCCUCGGUUCAGAAAAAGGUAAUAAUAAUAUUCUAGAGGAAGAUAUGUACUUGAUUUGUUUUAAAAUUAAAAUCUGUGUGUUUUUUCUCCCUACCCAAAGCGCUUCAAUCCGUAUAUUUUAAUGAAUUAACCGACUUUCAACCCAGACGCAAAAUUAAAACACUUUGAGGCGCAAAGGUGACAUGGCUGCAGUGAAUAUCUUUAGUCCUUGUUUGCCUAUGUUACAUGGCGGGAGGGGAGUUGGGUUUUAAGAUUGACCUCAUCUUUGGUGGCUAUUUAGUUGGCUGUAGAUCAAUCCUAGACAGACAGAGUUCAUCACAGAUCUGACAGACGAGAGAUGACCCAGUUGAUGGUGUGGUCUCAGCAAACUGAUGCUCCUUCCUCUGUUUACGUUUCUCUUCGUCCUUGACAAUCCUGGCGGGGUCAAAAUCAUUAACUCUUCACCGACAUAUAGAUGACCACAGUUUGUGGUCUGUGGAGAUUUCCUCCCAUGUAUUGCUGUCAAUCCCACAUCUCGUCCGAUUGGAUUUGAAAGAAUCUUUAUAUUUCUUUUUCUGAAUGUAGUACUUGUACAUUUUUUUUGUUGGGGGGAGAAGGGGUGGUGGGGAGGGGGAACACAAUCGGUAAUUCACCGCAUUAGUUCUAAAAUCUUUGAUAACAAAGCGAUUGCAUUGAAAAAAACAUGUAUUUCAGCCAGUUUUACUUUAAAGUUUCCAUUUCUGUGACGUCUCUGUUUUUCUCCUCUCCAAGAUAUAGUCAAAAAGGUAAUGAACGUAAAUCAAAAGGUGGAUCAGCGAUGCAAACUGACCUGUUCCACAUAAUAAUAUAAUAAUAAUAAUCCUUACAUUUGAUAUAGCGCUUUUCA